This is a messenger RNA of Musca domestica (house fly), 2405 nucleotides long. RefSeq lists its product as uncharacterized. The transcript has 7 exons. NCBI's taxonomy places the organism in Eukaryota, Metazoa, Arthropoda, Insecta, Diptera, Muscidae. The record is from RefSeq and is a predicted model, not a curated record. Gene Ontology annotation, biological process: G protein-coupled receptor signaling pathway. Gene Ontology annotation, cellular component: membrane. Gene Ontology annotation, molecular function: G protein-coupled peptide receptor activity. Bases 778 to 2211 code for a protein of 477 amino acids.
UUGGAAAGGCAUUUAAUGGCAGCAAACUGGCAAUGAAAUCAAUUUAGAUUGAAAGCAGCCAUCAGAAAAAAAUUGAACAAAUUACCAUUAAAUAAAAACUAAUUUGAGUUUAAUGACCCAUUGCUUCAUGAAUUUUUUUUGCAAAACGCGCAAAACUUUCACAGCCAAAAAAAUAAAAAAUAUACACCCAAACUAUUAGCAUAGAAAGGUACCAUUAACCUUUCGAACAUUUGCAAAACUUUUUUGGAAACCAAAAAAAAAAAAAAAAAAAAAAUCUUGAACUCAAAAAAAUUUAAAUGAAAAUUCCAUUGAAAUUGUUGAACAUUUGGCAAAAUGGCAAGCACAAUCAUGCUUUUGAGUAGCGGCAAUUGUCAACCACGGCCCCAAUAAUAACAAUGAUAAUAACCCCAAGAAGAAACGGAAAACAAGUAUUUUGGGAAAUUCCAAACGACACGCAACAACAGCAAUAAUACCAAGAGCAGAGAAAUCUAAAUACAAAACUACCAAAGAAAUAACAUUGCCAAACGAUAGACAAUAACAAGCAAGCAACAAAAACAACAACAACAACACGAAGACAACUGCAACAAAAGUAUCAUUAGAAACGCUAUUUUCCCAAGCUCCAGGGCAUUGCCAUAGAAAGAAAAACAAAUAGCCGUGUUUUGGCUGGAAAAGUGCAACCGAAGUUAAACAAUACCAGCUAUCUCUUGGAACCAAGUUAUUUAGCCAAGCGGCAGCAGCAAAAGUUCUCUCAUCAUCCUCAUCGUGCUUGUCAGCAUCAUGGUCCACAUCAGCGAUGAGACGGUAAACGAGGUGCGUCAUGUGGUGCAGAAGAUAUUGGUACCAUGCAUUUUCGUUAUUGGCGUCCUGGGAAACUCAGUCAGCGUUUAUGUUUUGACAAGAAAACGCAUGCGUUGCACCACAAACAUUUAUCUAACCGCUCUGGCCAUUACGGACAUCUUCUUCCUGACCAUGGGCCUGCUGCUCUCCUUCCAACACUACCAGUACAUACAUCUGCAUGUCAAAAUCUAUUGGGAAUUGUACGGGACCUUUACAUGGCUGUGUGAUGCCUGCGCCUAUAUAUCAAUUUACAUAGCUGUGUGCUUUACCAUCGAACGAUUUAUUGCGAUACGUUAUCCCUUGAAGCGUCAGACAUUCUGCACGGAAUCGUUGGCCAAGAAAGUUAUUGCAGCUGUAACCCUCUUCUGCCUCCUAUCCACAAUGAGUACAUUUUUCGAACACAAAGCCAGCGUCCAGUAUCGUCUGUUGGAUCCCAUGGGCAAGCCAUGCUCUUUAAAUACAGAAUCAUUACCUUCGUCAGCACCAACUUCAUUUCACAUCACAGAGGCUUUGGCAAAGCCUGGUGGCAGUUUUUCCAACUCCAUUGAAGGUAGUGGUGAUGUUACGGCCAGUGGUGAUGUAGACAUAAUAAUGGCAACCUCCGAGGAUAUUGUGGCGAAUUAUUUGAAGCGUAGCCUGCAGCCACAAGAAAAUGAAGCUUUUCCCUCCAUUGUGAACAUUCCCUCCCCGGACGAUGUCCAGCUCAGUCCAUCCAUGGCCUCUGUUCGCGAUUUCGAUAAUCAAAGCCAGAAUGAAUCCCAGGCGCUGGAGCCCGAAGACAGCUGUAAAAAUGUGACCUAUUAUAGCAAUGGUUUGGGCAUAUUGGGAAACAAUGAUGAAUAUGACAGAAUUUGGUCAUAUGUCUCCUUGAUUGUCUAUGUCCUGGUGCCUCUAAGUGUCCUGUCCACAUUCAAUUGUUUUUUGGUGGUGAUGGUGAGAAGAUCGAAUACCCUAAGGGGUAAGAUGACCAAUGCCAGUAGUAUGAGGAAGCCAAAGGACCGCCCCUCCUCAACCUCAGUUUCCCAGGAGAACCGUGUCACCAUUACCCUAAUCGCAGUGGUGGUGUGCUUCAUCAUUUGCCAGCUGCCCUGGGCCGCAUAUCUCAUUGUGAGGCUGCAAAAUAAAGAUUUGGACUAUAAUCUGCAACGGGUGUUGGGCAAUGUUUUCAAUUUCCUCUCGGCCCUAAAUGCAGCGGCCAAUUUCUUUUUGUACUGCGUCCUCUCGGAUAAAUAUCGCAAGACAGUUAGGGAGCUGAUAACGGGACGUAGCAGUCGACGUGAACGCGGAACCCUUACCUCGACCAGUUUGAUGUUCCACAAUGCCAGCCGUUGCAGCUAUCGGCCAGCACCUACCGGACCGCCGGGCAUUAAAUGAGAGUCACCCUUUGAGCCCACAGAAGAGAGCCUAUUUUGAAAUGCUGGGUUGAAGUUCCUCAAGGAAGAAGUUUUUUUUGUUAAUUGUUUUAAUUUUGAAAAUGAUUUUUCAAAAAUUGUUUUGUUUUUGUGUCGCCGUUUUGGAGACCCAACCCUGGGUGAGAGAAGCAAGAAGAAACUCGGAAUUUAUUUUGA